Messenger RNA from Dromaius novaehollandiae (emu), 659 nucleotides. RefSeq names its product ATP synthase membrane subunit c locus 1 (gene ATP5MC1). The coding region runs from base 142 to 549 and encodes 135 amino acids. Lineage: Eukaryota; Metazoa; Chordata; Aves; Casuariiformes; Dromaiidae. Gene Ontology annotation, molecular function: proton transmembrane transporter activity. Gene Ontology annotation, biological process: proton motive force-driven ATP synthesis; proton transmembrane transport. The record is from RefSeq and is a predicted model, not a curated record. The transcript is spliced from 5 exons.
CGCCCGGCCCCGUGUCCCGGAUCCUGCCGCUCGGCGGCAGCCAAUGGCGAGCUCGGACGUCGCCCCAGGGUGCAGCGCGGCGCGCGCGGCGGCGGCCAAUGGGCGUGGAGGACGCGGGGGGACACGGCAAGAUUAACCAAAAUGCAGACCCCCGUGGCUCUCCUCGGCUCCCCAGCUCUGUUCCGGUGCUGUUCCAGGGCUCUGGCCAGGCCAGUUUCGGUGUCUGUUUUCAGCAGGCCUGAGAUUCAGACUGUACAGCCAGCCGGUGUUUCCCAUCCACAGCUGAGCCGCCGGGAAUUCCAGACCAGCGCUGUUUCCAGGGAUAUUGACACUGCUGCAAAGUUCAUUGGUGCUGGUGCUGCCACGGUUGGAGUGGCUGGUUCAGGAGCAGGUAUUGGGACAGUGUUUGGCAGCUUGAUCAUUGGCUAUGCCAGGAAUCCAUCCCUCAAGCAGCAGCUUUUCUCUUAUGCCAUCCUGGGCUUUGCCCUCUCUGAGGCCAUGGGUCUCUUCUGUUUGAUGGUGGCAUUCCUUAUCCUCUUUGCUAUGUGACAGCUUCUGGCGCUGGCUGCAGCUUCCAUCGCUCUGUCCUCUGUGGUUUCAGUCCGCUUCCAUCAGAGUGUUCCAGACCGACAAUUAAAGAAAAGAUUUCUCUAAAUGAA